AUGGAGCUUUCAGUAGAAGAUACGUUUAAAAAUGAGUUAUAUAAGAAAUAUGAAUCUCUAGAAAAGGUACUUAUACCAAAACCAGAGUACUUUUUGUUGAUAAAUGAACAAUCAUCAGCUAAGUCACACCAAGGUUAUUAUCUUCUGUCCAAGUAUGAGAUUCUUCAGUGUGGUGAUGUUGAGAAGUUGAUAAGACGUCGCAAAUCCAACGAUGACCCGAUACAGUAUUACGUGCACAUCGAAGAGACAUUCGAUGUUAUCAAACGUGCCCAUAUUGCCACUGGCCACGGUGGUCGCGAUCGAAUGGUAAAGGAGUUAGGCAAGAAGUAUGCCAAUGUUACCAGGGAUUCUAUUGAACUGUUUAAGUCAAUGUGCAAUGACUGUCAGCGUAAACGUGUUCGACCGAUGACAAAGGGUGUGGUUGUCCGACCGAUCUUGUCUAAAGAGUUCUCCGCUCGUGGCCAAGUAGAUCUCAUCGAUAUGCAAUCGUUACCGCAUGGUUCUUUCAAGUGGAUUAUGGUGUAUCAGGACCAUCUUACAAAGUUCGUUGUUAUCCGCCCACUGACAUCAAAGCGAGCUGCUGAGGUUGCAUACCAACUCAUGGACAUAUUUCUGCUAUUCGGUGCGCCACAUAUAUUACAGAGCGACAACGGUUCCGAAUUUACAGCUCAAAUCAUUUCCGAUUUGAAGGAGUUGUGGCCAGAGCUAGUUAUAGUGCAUGGUAAACUGCGCCACCCACAGAGUCAAGAUUCUGUAGAACGUGCGAAUUAUGACAUUAAAGACAUGCUUGUUGCGUGGAUGAGUGAGAAUGAUACCGCUGAUUGGACUAUUGGUGUUAAAUUUGUUCAAUUUCGCAAGAACUCGAGUUUCAAUGCGGGAAUAAAACAGUCUCCUUAUGCAACCUUAUUUGGCAUCGAAGCCAGGAUUGGUUUGUCUUCCUCGUCGUUACCGCAUGAUGUUACCCAGAAGCUACAGACGGAAGAUGACUUACUAGCCAUUCUGUCCAGCAGCUCAACUCAACCAGACACUCAACCUCUACCAGAAAUGACUCAACCAACGAGCAGCAUAGACAAGAAAAGAAAGCUUGCAAUAGCCGCACAACAGAAAAAAGCCGAGCGUGUUGUUAAGCGAAUGAAUGAAUGA
Molecule: messenger RNA, 1143 nt
Organism: Gigantopelta aegis
Lineage: Eukaryota; Metazoa; Mollusca; Gastropoda; Neomphalida; Peltospiridae
Product: KRAB-A domain-containing protein 2-like
Exons: 1
Coding region: 1-1143 (380 amino acids)
Biological process (GO): DNA integration
Molecular function (GO): nucleic acid binding
Source: RefSeq, a predicted model, not a curated record